AUGGCGGCGCCCAGCGAGGAAUCCGACCGUGUAGGACCUAGUUCGGGGCCGGUGGAGACGGCGCUGGUGGCGCUAGAAGCCGACAGUGACCCGGGCAAGCAGCUGGAGCGAUUGCAGGAGCUUAUGGGGCUGCUUCGUGAGCAGCGGCACCGAGAAACAGCGUCCAAGCAGGUCUUUCAGGACAUCCAACAAAUCCUGACAAAAUCCUCCCAUGAGGUAGAGUUGGCAUGCCAGGAGGCCGGCCGCCUGGUGUGCCUGGACCGCCACCUGCAGCUCAUUGCAGAGUGUUUCCGCUGCCUGAGGAAUGCUUGUGUGCAGUGCCCUGGGAACCAGGGCACGAUCAGGGACUUGGAUUUGAUUGGCACCUCAGUGAAGCUGGUGGACUUAUUUCGGAAACGGAAUGUCAUUAAGCAGGAAUCCCAGUUGACAGCCUUUCGAUGUGGCCUGCAGUUCUUGGGUAAUGCCGUGGCAGGAAAUGAGGCUUCUCAGAGGAUUCUGUGGAAAGACGCCUUCCCAGAUCUCUUCUUGGCCUGCCUCAGUUAUCCAGAUGAGAAGAUUGUCACCUACUCUUGCAUGAUCCUGUUCACUUGUCUGAACUCAGAGAGGCUGAAGGACCUUCAGAGCAGAAAUAUGACCAUAGCUUUGAGAGUUGUCCAGGCCUAUGAGAAGCAGGCAGAUGCUGAAUGGGCGUUCUUGAUCAUUUCAGACUACUUGCUGAAAAUCCCAGAACUGGUGAACUCCCUGUAUGCCAAGCUGAGCCAUCAGGAAAGGGUGACCUUGCUUGAGCUCAUGAUAGCCAAACUCUUAGGGGAUGAACCGCUGACCAGUGAGGACACAGCUGCGUUUCUAAGUCACGCUGGAUUUGUGGCAAGCAAAUUCAAGGAGAACUACAAGUCUGUGCUGAAGCUCGCCUCCGUGAGGCACCGUGAGGAUGAGGAAGCCCUGACCGCCAUUAGGCUUCUCCAUGCCCUUUGUGAAAUGAGUGCCAACUGUGACCUGCUGCCCUCCUUACAGGCUUUCCCGGGGCUCCUCGAGACAGCACUGGAGACCUUGCAGAUGACUCACUUGGCAGGGAGGCAGACCCUAAAUGUCUUCACCACUUCUCCCUGCGUGCGUGGGCACUGGGACAUCUCCAACCCUGUGGCAGGAUUCAAGUCCCACCUCAUUCGUCUGAUUGGCAACUUGUGCUAUAAAGACAGGAAUAACCAAGACAAGGUGUACCAGUUAGAUGGUAUUCCCCUGAUUCUGGACAGCUGCAGCAUCGAUGACAACAAUCCCUUUCUGAAUCAGUGGGCAGUGUAUGCCAUUCGAAAUCUGACCGAGCAGAAUAAGAGAAACCAAGAACUAAUUGCAAAGAUGGAAAACCGCGGCCUGGCAGAUACAGCCUUGUUGAAGAAAAUGGGUCUAGAAGUUAAACAACAAGAUAGGAAGCUUACUCUGAGAUCCACAAGAAAAGCUUCUGGUGGGUAA
Messenger RNA from Gracilinanus agilis (Agile Gracile Mouse Opossum), 1470 nucleotides. RefSeq names its product ataxin 10 (gene ATXN10). Lineage: Eukaryota; Metazoa; Chordata; Mammalia; Didelphimorphia; Didelphidae. The transcript has 11 exons. The coding region runs from base 1 to 1470 and encodes 489 amino acids. The record is from RefSeq and is a predicted model, not a curated record. Gene Ontology annotation, biological process: neuron projection development. Gene Ontology annotation, cellular component: cytosol.